Messenger RNA from Aspergillus heteromorphus CBS 117.55, 926 nucleotides. RefSeq lists its product as uncharacterized. Gene Ontology annotation, molecular function: nucleic acid binding. The record is from RefSeq and is a predicted model, not a curated record. The transcript has 2 exons. NCBI's taxonomy places the organism in Eukaryota, Fungi, Ascomycota, Eurotiomycetes, Eurotiales, Aspergillaceae. The coding region runs from base 104 to 862 and encodes 252 amino acids.
CCUCUUCUCUUCUCUUCCAACUCACCAUCGUUCCACCCACUUUCCUUUCAUUCCAGCGAGCAUUCUAUCACACUCAUACUGUUAGCGCUGCGGGAAUAUACUGAUGAUGACUGGUAGACAGAUCACCGACUCGCCUGAUGUUGAUUCUUCGACUGAGCCCCCAGCUGUUCCCAAGGAAGUUCCCCCAGCUGGUCCCUCGAUUGGUCCCUCGACUGGUCCUUUGCCUGGCCCCGCUUCUCGGCCGCCAAAUUUGAUGUUCGAUACCACGCCGUGGAAACAGACGAAAACGAAGAUCGAAAUCCCACGAAACGGCUGGGUAUACUUAGGGUGUCCCAAGUCCAAUGCAGUCUGCUAUACAGACUUCCACCCCGAGCAUCAGGAUGGUCUCGUUGUCAAGGUCCACGGGGCCACCAUGACCCGCGACGUAGGUACGGGUACUAAGGAAACUGUGGCAGGGUGGGCGGCAUACUGGGGGGGCCCCGGGAAUGAGUGGAACUUCAGUAUAGAACACAAGACCAUCAGGACAAAUUGGGUAGCAACCUUGGAGGCUUGCAAGUACGCUCUCGAGCUGUUUGCCAGUGGCCAGGACACAUUUAUCCCCCCGUUGAAAACGUUGGUCUUGAAGACUUGCAACAAACAUUUGAGAGACGCUUUCGAGAGAGAGAUACCGCGGUUGCUUCGUGAAAAAUGGAAGUCCAAAUACCGCGUGACGUAUCGCGAUAGGUUACUGGAUCUUUAUAAGUGUAUUGAGACAAUAAAAGAAGGGUACGGACAUACCUCGGUCAAGCUCUGGUUUGUCGAACAGGAGGCGGACAUUAAGGAGGCAGUGGAUCUCCUGGAUCCGAUACUCACGAGAGCAUGAGAUCGCGUUGACCUGUGGGGCUGGUCCAGUUGUCUUGAUAUCGUCCGGUGCGGUUAUGAUGACC